AUGUUAAGAUUUAAAAGAUUCUUCAGUGAAGGCUCUAUUAGGUUGACUAGAGGUCAGAAUUUGACUGAAAAGAUAGUUCAAAGGUAUGCAGUUGAACUUCCAGAAGGUAAGAAAGUAUUUUCUGGUGACUAUGUGUCAAUUCGUCCAAGUUAUUGUAUGUCUCAUGAUAAUUCAUGGCCUAUUGCAUUAAAAUUUAUGGGUUUAGGUGCAACUAAACUAAAAUAUCCCGAUCAGAUUGUUAAUACUUUAGAUCAUGAUGUUCAAAAUAAGAGUGAAAAGAAUUUAACAAAGUAUAGGAAUAUCGAGAACUUUGCUAAAAAGCAUGGCUCACAUUUCUAUCCUGCUGGUAGGGGUAUUGGACACCAAAUUAUGAUAGAAGAAGGUUAUGCCUUCCCAUUGAAUUUGACAGUAGCUUCAGACUCGCAUUCCAAUAUCUAUGGUGGUGUUGGUUGUUUGGGGACACCAAUAGUUAGAACUGAUGCUGCAUCUAUCUGGGCAACUGGUCAAACUUGGUGGCAGAUACCUCCAGUGGCACAAGUUGAGUUGAAGGGUGAAUUACCUACUGGUGUUUCAGGAAAGGAUAUUAUUGUCGCAUUAUGUGGCUUAUUUAAUGAUGAUCAAGUCUUGAAUCAUGCAAUUGAAUUUACUGGUGAUUCUAUUAAAAAUUUGUCAAUUGAUAAUAGGUUGACUAUAGCUAAUAUGACUACUGAAUGGGGUGCCCUUUCAGGUUUGUUCCCUGUGGAUUCGACUGUCAUUCAAUGGUACAAAGAAAGGAUAAAUAAGGUCGGUGAAGGACAUAUAAUUAAUUCUAAGGCCAUUGAGGAACUGGAACAAAAUGCUCAAAAAUUGAAAGCAGAUAGUAAUUCGAAAUAUGACAAGAAGUUAACUAUUGAUUUAUCUACACUGACAUAUUACGUUUCAGGACCAAAUAGCGUCAAGAUUUCUAAUCCUGUAGAGGACUUAUCUAAACAAGAUAUUAAGAUUAACAAAGCUUACUUAGUGUCAUGUACCAAUUCACGCUUGUCUGACAUUGAAGCAGCUGCUGAUGUAGUUUGUCCAACAGGUAAUAUUGAAGAUGUCAAGAAAGUUGCUCCUGGUGUUAACUUUUAUAUUGCAGCAGCCUCAUCUGAAGUUGAAAAAGAAGCAAGAACUAGUGGUGCUUGGGAUAAAUUAUUGAAGGCAGGUUGUAUAGCAUUACCAGCAGGCUGUGGCCCAUGCAUUGGCUUAGGUACAGGUCUACUGGAAGCUGGUGAAGUUGGAAUUAGUGCAACAAAUAGAAAUUUUAAAGGUAGAAUGGGGUCUAAGGACGCCUUGGCAUACUUGGCAUCGCCAGCUGUUGUAGCAGCAUCGGCAUUGGCUGGUAAAAUUGUUUCACCAAAUGAGGCAUUGGGUAUUGAAAGUUGUAAAUAUGCAUCAGUUAAAACAUCUGAACAAAUAUUGGAGGAAGAAACAUCAGGAACCUCUUCAGGUCCGACAGAAGCCUCGAGGGUUGAAAUAUUAGAAGGGUUCCCUAGUGAAAUAUCAGGCGAAUUGGUAUUCUGUGAUGCUGAUAAUAUCAAUACAGAUGGUAUAUAUCCUGGUAAGUAUACAUAUCAAGACGAUAUUUCUAAAGAGAUGAUGGCAGAAGUAUGCAUGGAGAAUUAUGAUCCAGAAUUUCAAACCAAGACAAAGACCGGAGAUAUAAUAAUCAGUGGGUUCAAUUUUGGUACUGGAUCCUCGAGAGAACAAGCAGCCACAUGUAUUUUAGCAAGAGGUAUUAACUUAGUGGUAUCGGGAUCUUUUGGUAAUAUAUUUUCUAGGAAUUCCAUUAACAAUGGAUUGUUAACUGUCGAAGUCCCAAAACUAAUAGAACAAUUACGUUCAAAGUAUAAAGAUGAUACGCCGGAACUAACAAGAAGAACAGGGUGGUUCUUCAAAUGGGAUGUAGCCAACAAAAAUGUAACUGUGAGAGAAGGAUCUCUUACAGGUACAAUAGUAUUUGAACAAGAAAUUCCAGAAUUGGGCAAAAAUUUACAAGAGAUUAUUGUUAAAGGCGGUUUAGAAGGAUGGGUUAAAUCUAAACUAAAUUAA
Messenger RNA from Vanderwaltozyma polyspora DSM 70294, 2070 nucleotides. RefSeq names its product homoaconitate hydratase LYS4 (gene LYS4). The transcript has a single exon. NCBI's taxonomy places the organism in Eukaryota, Fungi, Ascomycota, Saccharomycetes, Saccharomycetales, Saccharomycetaceae. Gene Ontology annotation, biological process: L-lysine biosynthetic process. Bases 1 to 2070 code for a protein of 689 amino acids. The record is from RefSeq and is a predicted model, not a curated record. Gene Ontology annotation, molecular function: 4 iron, 4 sulfur cluster binding; homoaconitate hydratase activity.